This is a messenger RNA of Hymenoscyphus albidus, 2351 nucleotides long. The record is from the annotation of a GenBank genome assembly. Lineage: Eukaryota; Fungi; Ascomycota; Leotiomycetes; Helotiales; Helotiaceae.
CAAGCCCCGAAAUGUGACUGUAAGAGCAACCGCGAACGACCUUCACUACAUCACCUGCACUGCACACAUUUGACGGUUGAAACUGAGAGACUGAGAUUUACCUAUUAAAUGAAUCCACUUUCCCUCGCAAAGCUCCGACACUGCAAGGCCAACCUGCGUAUCUAUUGAAGAGGGGCAAAUUGAUUGCUUAUUUCCACACCACAUACCGAACGUAAGUACAAGUACUCACCGGGCUGACAACUUCAGCCCCCCCUCCUCCACUAGAAACCCAGCGCUAAAAUUCUCUAUCAUCCAUCUAGAGCGAAGGUAUAUCAGUACCCGCACAAGAUGCCUCUCCGAGAUUUCCUCAAGAAGAAAGACAAGAUUGCGCAGAGCAACGCGCAUGCGCCAGAACCAGACCAUGACGCCCUAGCACCCCCGGGAUUUACGUUCAUGAGGAGCGACACCCAUACGCAGGAGAUCAUAACUCCCCCUUCGUUUCACUCCGAAAGGGCCUCGAAGAAAUCCUCCGAAGUGCCUUCCGAGUCAAGAUCAACGAAGCUGUUUGCGCGAAGUCGGAGUAAUUCUAUGAAGUCCACCAACUCCCGCGACAGCGAGAAGUCCAAGGGCAAAUCAUCCCCCAAAAGGAUAUCACAACUGCUGCAUUUGGGAAAGAAGGAUAAUACCUCGGCCGUUGUGCCAAAUGAUUUACCAGCGAUCAGCGGGGAUGACAACACACCUGGUGGCGGGGGAGUAGAAGACCAGUGGGAGUUACGGGCAACGAUGCUGGCGAGACAGAACGAGAGAAGCAGACCCGGCAGUCCAACUGGAGAUACACCGGAUUUUGCCUUUGGGAAUAUGUCAUUGGGAUCAGGGAAGGGAACUCCGUUGACGAAGCAGGCGGAUGACAAUAUUCAAGAAGCUAUCAGGCUUCACGAAGCGGGAGAUUUGGUGACGGCUACGCAGAUGUUCGGCCGACUGGCAGAUCCAAAGGGGGAGAAUAAUGCUCUGAGCCAGGUUCUGUACGGCCUUGCUUUACGGUACGUCUAUGGGAAGCAAGCCCGGAUGACCUGAAAUGAAGUCCUGUUGAUUCAGAUUUCCCACAUGGUUCAAUUAUGACUGUUCUAAUUUGUCUGUUAGGCAUGGUUGGGGUUGUGAGCCAGAUCAUACCCAAGCUGUAAACUAUCUGUCGGCAGCCGCGUCAAAUGCUGCUGCAAUCGAGGAUCUUGCUCUCAAGGCGGGAAUGAAGAAAGGGGGAACGGCCAAAGGAGAGCUUGUCCUCGCUAUAUUCGAACUUGCAAACUGCUUCCGGCAUGGUUGGGGGGUGGCAGUGGACAAAGUAGCAGCCAAACAGGUAAGCCUUCUGGAAAGGAUUGGAUCGGGGAGAAGCCUGAAAGACUUGAUCUGAUACUGUUGGGGACAGUACUAUGAAACGGCUGCAAACCUGGGCGACACUGGUAUGUACUUUGUAUUCACGCCCAACUUCAUGUUCUAGAUUUGCUAAACUCCAUGGGUAGAUGCGAUGAAUGAAGUUGGUUGGUGUUACAUUGAAGGAUUUGGCUGCAAGAAAGACAAGGUAAGUUUCCAAACCCUUGGAUCAGCCGAGCUUCCGAAUAGCUUCAUGGUGUUAUAUCCAUAGAAGCGUCAGCCUCGCAUCAAUGUGUGGCUUGCGUGCGCAUGCGUCCUGCCCCUUUGAUGACUGCAUUUGGGCAGCAAUGGGGCUUCUUACCUUACAUAUCCUGUCACUCCACACGAGAGGUUCGCCCGUCCAUUCAGAUGGCCAUGAGGCUAACUGUUUUAUCCACAGUGGGCAGCAGCGAAAUACUAUAGGCGGGCGGAGAAAGCUGGGAGUAAGACGCUGGGUAACUCUUGGUAAGUCUGUGGUUACAUGUCACGUUUUUCUCUUCCCUCGUCCCAUUCUCUGGUGGGUAGAUGGUAUUGUUGGUGUUGCAUUGGCGGGCCUCGAAAGUGGCCAUCCCGUGCAGCAACGUUCCAAAAUGACUCGAGCCAUCCCGACCGAUUCGCUGUGUCGCCCCCCAUCCUGUUGACCUCCUUCCCUUUCUCUUUACGUGGAUAAAGUCACCUGCUGAUCCAUUUUCCCUCGCGUGCGUGUAGGAUCUGGAAGGAAAAGUACAAUGCCCCGAAGAAGUGAGAUUGGUUCCUGGUGGACUUUAUUGUGGUUCUUGACGGGCGACUCAUAAUUUGUUUUCCAUUUUUAUAUUUUCGAUUCCUGGAGUUGUUCACCCUGUUUUUUUUUUCGUGGGGUAAAGACAGCGAUCUGAAGCGUUACUGUACCCACUCGGCAGCAUAUCCUUUUUUUUCCCUUCAAGCGCGUGUGCGGGGCAUGCUUAAUUUUUUUUUUCUCUUGGUAC